Amoebophrya sp. A25 is the source of this 3826-nucleotide messenger RNA. The record is from the annotation of a GenBank genome assembly. Lineage: Eukaryota; Dinophyceae; Syndiniales; Amoebophryaceae.
CUUGACUCAAACGCAGAGCUUAAAAGUCUCGACUAGUUGGUCUGGGUAGAAGUUGCAUGUGAUGAAAAAAACGCAUGUACAGUUUCGGCCGCGGUAUGCACGCUCCUCUUCACGUGCGGUAGCAGAUUGAUGCAGAAAUCUAAUGGUCUGAAGCUCCUGCAACCGCUAGGCGAACCACGACCAUGAACAUGCGGCCACUAACUCCUACUUCCAGAGUCGCUCAUCAGCUCCUCCUGGCCUGGAGCCUCUUGAGUCCUUUUUGCAAGGAUGCGAAUGCCCAAAAUCCUGGAGCGACUCUCUCGGAUCCCACCGAUGGUGGUCGUAUGGGUUGGCGGGAGACGCAGUAUCCUGCCUGGGGCCAGCCAGAAUACUACGAGCAUCUAAAACUGAACUACAAUUAUGGGUACCGUCAACCCAUCUUUUACACCAUCUUUCAGCUAGAACAUCUUUCUUGAAAUAGGCUAAAAGAUGUUCUAAAAGAUGGGUUGUCGGUACCUCUAAUACAAGUACCGAAAUACGCAGAUCGGGAAUGACGUCAAAGCGAUUUACUAUGGUAUGACGGGAGCAGAUGACUAACGUGUGUUUAAUUAGUUCGAAACAAGCAUCCCGUUGUUCCAACUAGCAAGUAGACAUGAUUUUGAUCAAAUGUACAGAUUAUCGUACCUGCCUUUGAAGGUGAGACCUAUGGGGCUGACAGGACGACGAUAGCGCCGGCGCUUAGUUAGUUUCAGCAGUUAGCAGGACACUUUAGGUUACUUGUCGAUAGUUACCCUUUUCUCUUCUAUAUCUUCCGCUGGUCUGUCUUUUUUCUAGUUAGGUCGGCUCCACCACAAAUCAAAUGUACAGAUUAUCGUACCUUUUUCCCCGGUCAUUCCCCACCUUCAUCCUCCUCACGGAGUUACGUGUGGAUCCCUGUCGUCAGUUUCUACGUACAGGAGCAAAGGGAGAGAUGUGCUGCAACGAUAUGAACGCCUUUGGCUGCCAGGAUCAUCCCAAUGAUAUCGUGGUUAAGGCUACAACCCCCGCUAAAGUACUAUCCUCAGCAUCUUCGUUCCCUGGCUCUUUUUCUUCUCGAAAAAGAGCUUCUCCACAUAGUAGCUUUUUAGAGAAGAGACCUCCAACUCCAGGGAUAAUGCUCUCAAGGAAGGUGCGAACGCUCUAACGUAGGUGGUGCAGAUCUCCAGGUCGCUUACUUCCAGAACGCCCACAUCCCUAGUUGUAUGGCCACGGUGUUCGAGAAGGAUCCAAAUUGUGGUGCGAGUUUGGUUAUGGUGGGAGACGAUGGCUGUGUGAUCGUAAGGUCCUCAGGGACGUAUAAGGAUGUAAGUAAGUAUGUACGGUGUUUCACGUAUUCGUAUAGAAUUCAUAUUCAAUGAACAAAACCCCACGAGAACAUACUCAUAUAGGUCGAUUCAUCACGGUGGAAAAAACCAACUGAUGCAAGAAUACCUCAGAUUCUGACGUGUGCGAUCCAUCACCUUCCACCUCUUUACGCAUCUAUACAUAGCACUACAUCCAGACCCCCCGGCGUCCACUCCUCUAACUCCCAAAUCCAUCGAAAAGAUCAAGUUUAUCCAGUAAUCGUCGACGUGAGGAUAACCGACGAUAUGCCUAACGGAUUCCAGACAACGUUUCUUGGGACUGCAAAUCUCUGCGUCGGUGACUACGAACUAUGGUUCGUAGUAAGGACUAGAGCUCUAUGGUACUAAGGUCACAGUAGUUCACAAACUAAGGUCACAGUAGUUCACAAACUAAGGUCACUCCUUUUUUUACUGGCAGUGAGUCUCUUGUUUUACUCUAGAAGAUCAACAUUGCCCUUCAUAACUCUUGUUUUACUCUAGAAGAUCAACACUGCCCUUCAUAACCCGGACCCUUCGUGGAAGCGCGAAAGGACUUUCGCGUACGAUCACCCAGUUGCCGCGAACCUACACAAGAUGACAUUAUUGCCCAGGAAGAAGAACAAGGCGAUGGUAUAGGAGUAAUUGUUGGACGAAUGCUAGGUCGGGGAGGAGAGAAUAGUACGUCGGCGACAGGAGGAGGUUCAAUUAUGGAGAAAAAGUAAAUUGUAUCUAUCGUUAUACUAGUUCGUUCUUGUCGUUUGUUCUUCUCGUCCUUGUUGUCCUUCCGUCAGAAUUAGGCUCUCUUGACACCUUAAUUCAUUUACAAGUCCCUACUCAUAAUAAUUUCUGUGGUGUAUAAUCCUCAUUGAAUUGGCUACUCUGCUCUUCAACAGAAGGCACAGGAUAGUUGAAAGGCCUCUAUGGUGUCAGUAUGACACAUAAAAGAGGAUCCAUGAGGACAUGACAUGAAGAUGAUUGCAUGAAUUUAUCAUGUUGAUCUUCAUUGAUACAUCAGAUUCUGAGAAGGACAAGGAACGAUGCAACUUCUACAAGAAAUCUGAACGUCCUUUUCUAACCAAUCAUCGUCUCGGAAAAAGAAACGGAGUAAGAUUCCUGCGCAUUUGUCCAAGGAAAUUCGAGAGAUGAUCAAGGACGGCAACAGGCGAGCAAGGCUAAAUAGGGAGAAGGGUUGGGUUUUUAUGAGCAGAGGGUAAUUUACCGUAAAGGUAAAAUGUUUGUCCUUCUUCAAGUAACACAAGACUCAAUGAAUGAUCGUCACGAUGUAAUCCAACUUUGUGGGCUGCAACAGACUUAGCAUGAUCUUUGGAACGAUCUAUUCUUUUUCUGUCUCUCUCUCUCCCUCUACCAAUCCUUCCUUUCUUCCUUUCCCUCUACUCUCCCUCUACUCUCCCUCUGCUCUCCCUCUGCUCUCCCUCUGCUCUCCCUCUACUCUCCCUCUACUCUCCCUCUACUCUCCCUCUACUCUCCCUCUACUCUCCCUCUACUCUCCCUCUACUCUCCCUCUACUCUCCCUCUACUCUCCCUCUACUCUCCCUCUACUCUCCCUCUACUCUCCCUCUACUCUCCCUCUACUCUCCCUCUACUCUCUCCUUCAUACCAUUGAAUUCCGCAGAGUGGCAAGAGCGUGAGGAGGACAACCGGCGAAGACUGCAAGAAGAGAAGCUCUUACGCAACGCUGCACAUGGUCAGGAGUGGCAGAGACGUGUCCGUCAGAGGAAGCUGGCUGAAGCUUUCGCUGUGGAAAAAGGUUAUGGAGAGGAGAUUGACAUAGACACAAGCAUAGUAAAUGUAGUUUUCACCUCUACAAUUCUAGGCUUACCCCAUGCAACAAUAUAAGUAUGUAGAGAACAACAUGAACAAACGGUAUGAAUAUCAUAGAUACAGGAUAAAUUUAAAUAUCAUAGAUACACGGUACUAUGAAUAUCAUAGAUACAACAUACUCAUAAAUAUUAACGACACAUGAGCCUGUCGGCGAGAGUUUGUUCGAGGAUACUCAUAAAUAUUACCUUGGUAGUGGAUCCUCGAACAAACUCUCGCCGACAGGGAGCAUAGCUUGAGCCAGCACGAACGCGAUUUGGGGAGCAAGAUGAAGUCCUCGUCAUCGGGCGCAGUAUUUCGCGAUCACGACUAUGAUGAAGAGGACAGCGAGGGAAGUGGCAGUGAAGAUGGUGGUGAAAUAUAGUACUAGUGAGAAGAGAUCUUGUGGAGAAGAGAUCAGCUGUCGUGAUCGGCUGUAGAGGAGACAUAGUGAAUGCUGGAGACGAGGACUUCUGCUGACUGAGGGGCUCUUUCUGCUAUGCAUACGUAUUCUUGAAAAGGAGAACAACCGAGUGGUCGCUUGUCUGUUUUUGUUCUCUUCACAUGAGUCAGGACUUACAAAUAUUGAAUCCAUGGAUGGCUGGGAUGAAAAUGAAGAAGCGAGCGUCAACUCCUCCUUGGGAAGACGAAACACAACAUUGCCUUAU